Molecule: messenger RNA, 1302 nt
Organism: Brassica napus (rape)
Lineage: Eukaryota; Viridiplantae; Streptophyta; Magnoliopsida; Brassicales; Brassicaceae
Product: serine/threonine-protein phosphatase PP2A-1 catalytic subunit
Exons: 6
Coding region: 177-1097 (306 amino acids)
Biological process (GO): peptidyl-serine dephosphorylation; mitotic cell cycle
Cellular component (GO): cytoplasm
Molecular function (GO): protein serine/threonine phosphatase activity
Source: RefSeq, a predicted model, not a curated record
ACAGUUUGUCUGAAAAUAAUACUAAAGCCAAAUAAAUAUCUUCAUUUGCGCAGAGAGAGAGACGGCGCGUGAUGAUCAACCCGUAAAACCAUCGGCGACUUUUAUCCUCUUCCUCCGCCGUCGCCGCCGUGUUCGAAUCGCAAGCGUCGGAAGCUAAUCGUAAGAUUUGGGAGGAGAUGGCGUCAAACGGGGAUCUGGACCGUCAGAUCGAGCAGCUGAUGGAGUGUAAGCCGUUGGCUGAAGGGGACGUGAAGAUCCUAUGCGAUCAAGCCAAGGCCAUUCUCGUUGAGGAAUGGAAUGUUCAACCGGUUAAGUGUCCGGUUACCGUAUGCGGCGAUAUACACGGCCAGUUCUAUGACCUAAUCGAGCUCUUCCGUAUCGGUGGUAACCCGCCUGAUACUAAUUACCUCUUCAUGGGUGAUUACGUAGAUCGUGGCUACUACUCAGUUGAAACAGUCUCCCUAUUGGUGGCACUGAAGGUGCGUUACAGAGACAGACUCACGAUCCUGCGCGGUAAUCAUGAGAGUCGUCAAAUUACACAAGUAUAUGGUUUUUAUGACGAGUGCUUGAGGAAAUACGGCAAUGCAAACGUGUGGAAGCAUUUUACGGACCUCUUUGAUUACCUACCUCUUACAGCACUUAUUGAGAGUCAGGUUUUCUGUUUACAUGGAGGGCUUUCACCUUCUCUGGAUACCCUUGACAAUAUCCGAAGCUUGGAUCGCAUACAGGAGGUUCCACACGAAGGACCAAUGUGCGAUUUACUCUGGUCUGAUCCAGACGACCGUUGUGGUUGGGGAAUAUCUCCCCGUGGUGCUGGUUACACAUUUGGACAGGACAUUGCGACUCAAUUUAAUCAUAAUAAUGGACUGAGUUUGAUAUCAAGAGCGCAUCAACUUGUAAUGGAAGGCUUUAAUUGGUGUCAGGAGAAGAACGUGGUUACAGUGUUUAGUGCACCAAACUACUGUUACAGAUGUGGAAACAUGGCAGCAAUACUUGAGAUUGGAGAGAAGAUGGAGCAGAACUUCCUUCAGUUCGAUCCAGCACCGAGACAGGUCGAACCUGAUACCACUCGCAAGACUCCUGAUUAUUUUUUGUGAUUUUCUUUCCACUUCAAUUUUUCAUUUUUAUUUUUUAAGUUCCAAAGUUUGUUUGUUGCUGUAUCAUUGUAGUAGAUGUGUCUCUUUGUUUCAUUUUGUUUGGCGAUGGAUGUUCUAGCCCCAGAUGUUGGGAUAUGUUUGAUAAACGCCGAAAUGUACUUUGCAUAAUUGCAAGUGAAUCGCACAUGAGUGAUCGUUUCCAUUA